Messenger RNA from Pongo pygmaeus (Bornean orangutan), 7084 nucleotides. RefSeq names its product DISC1 scaffold protein (gene DISC1). Gene Ontology annotation, biological process: cilium assembly; neuron migration. The transcript has 13 exons. Gene Ontology annotation, cellular component: microtubule; microtubule organizing center; intermediate filament cytoskeleton. The record is from RefSeq and is a predicted model, not a curated record. Bases 181 to 2757 code for a protein of 858 amino acids. Lineage: Eukaryota; Metazoa; Chordata; Mammalia; Primates; Hominidae.
GGGGCCAAUGCUGGAAAGGAAACAGCGGACUCGCUGAGGAGAAGAAAGGAGCCGCCCCCUUCGUCGCCAGCCCCCUCCCCACUUCCCGUCCAGCGCGCUGCUCCCUUCCCCCCGCCUCUGGCCUCUGGGAGCGAGCAGGAGGCAGCCCAGGCGGAGCGGGAGGAGCUGGCAGCGGGGCGCAUGCCAGGCAGGGGUCCUCAGGGCGCCCCAGCCGCCGGCGGCGGCGGCGGCGUGAGCCACCGCGCAGGCAGCCGGGAUUGCUUACCACCUGCAGCGUGCUUUCGGAGGCGGCGGCUGGCACGGAGGCCAGGCUACAUGAGAAGCUCGACAGGGCCUGGGAUCGGGUUCCUUUCCCCAGCAGUGGGCACACUGUUCCGGUUCCCAGGAGGGGUGUCUGGCGAGGAGUCCUACCACUCGGAGUCCAGGGCCAGACAGUGUGGCCUUGACUCGAGAGGCCUCUUGGUCCGGAGCCCUGUUUCCAAGAGCGCAGCAGCCCCUGCUGUGACCUCUGUGAGAGGAACCUCGGUGCACUUUGGGAUUCAGCUCAGAGGUGGCACCAGAUUGCCCGACAGGCUUAGCAGGCCGUGUGGCCCUGGGAAUGCUGGGUGGCAGCAAGAGUUUGCAGCCAUGGACAGUUCUGAUACCCUGGACACCAGCUGGGAGGCAGCCUGCAGCGAUGGAGCAAGGCGUGUCCAGGCAGCAGGCUCUCUGCCAUCAGCAGAGUUGAGUAGCAAUAGCUGCAGCCCUGGCUGUGGCCCUGAGGUCCCCCCAACCCCUCCUGGCUCUCACAGUGCCUUUACCUCAAGCUUUAGCUUUAUUCGGCUCUCGCUUGGCUCUGCCGGGGAACGUGGAGAAGCAGAAGGCUGCCCACCAUCCAGAGGGGCCGAGUCCCGUUGCCAGAGCCCCCAGGAGAUGGGAGCCAAAGCUGCCAGCUUGGACGGGCCUCACGAGGACCCGCAAUGUCUCUCUCGGUCCUUCAGUCUCUUGGCUACACGGGUCUCGGUGGACUCAGCCCAGGCCGCAGGGAACAGCUGCAGGCCAGAGCGUGACAUGCUUUCUUUACCAGACGUGGACCCUGGCUCCUCCAAUUCUCUGGAUCCUUCAUUGGCUGGCUGUGGUGGUGAUGGGAGCAGCGGCUCAGGGGAUGCCCACUCUUGGGACACCCUGCUCAGGAAAUGGGAGCCAGUGCUGCGGGACUGCCUGCUGAGAAACCGGAGGCAGAUGGAGGUAAUAUCCUUAAGAUUAAAACUUCAGAAACUUCAAGAAGAUGCAGUUGCGAAUGAUGAUUAUGAUAAAGCUGAGACGUUACAACAAAGAUUAGAAGACCUGGAACAAGAGAAAAUCAGCCUACACUUUCAACUUCCUUCAAGGCAGCCAGCUCUUAGCAGUUUCCUGGGUCACCUGGCAGCACAAGUCCAGGCUGCCUUGCGCCGUGGGGCCACUCAGCAGGCCAGAGGAGAUGACACCCACACCCCACUGAGAAUGGAGCCGAGGCUGUUGGAACCCACUGCUCAGGACAGCUUGCACGUGUCCAUCACGAGACGAGACUGGCUUCUUCAGGAAAAGCAGCAGCUACAGAAAGAAAUCGAAGCUCUCCAAGCAAGGAUGUCUGUGCUGGAAGCCAAAGAUCAACAGCUGAGAAGGGAAAUAGAGGAGCAAGAGCAGCAACUCCGGUGGCAGGGCUGCGACCUGACCCCACUGGUGGGCCGGCUGUCCCUGGGUCAGCUGCAGGAGGUCAGCAAGGCGUUGCAGGACACCCUGGCCUCAGCCGGUCAGAUUCCCUUCCAUGCAGAGCCACCGGAAACCAUAAAGAGCCUCCAGGAAAGAAUAAAAUCCCUCAACUUGUCACUUAAAGAAAUCACUACUAAGGUGUGUAUGAGUGAGAAAUUCUGCAGCACCCUGAGGAAGAAAGCUAAUGAUAUUGAAACCCAACUACCAGCCUUGCUUGAAGCCAAAAUGCAUGCCAUAUCAGGAAACCAUUUCUGUAUGGCUAAAGACCUCACCGAGGAGAUUAGAUCAUUAACAUCAGAGAGAGAAGGGCUGGAGGGACUCCUCAGCAAGCUGUUGGUAUUGAGUUCCAGGAAUGUCAAAAAGCUGGGAAGUGUUAAAGAAGAUUACGACAGACUGAGAAGAGAAGUGGAGCACCAGGAGACUGCCUAUGAAACAAGUGUGAAGGAAAAUACUAUGAAAUACAUGGAAACACUGAAGAAUAAACUGUGCAGCUGCAAGUGUCCACUGCUUGGGAAAGUGUGGGAAGCUGACUUGGAAGCUUGUCAAUUGCUUAUCCAGAGCCUACAACUCCAGGAAGCCAGGGGAAGCCUGUCUGUAGAAGAUGAGAGGCAGAUGGAUGACUUAGAGGGAGCUGCCUGUACAGCUGCUCCUCCCUUUCCCCCUAGGCUCCACUCCGAGGAUAAAAGGAAGACCCCUUUGCAGGCAUUGGAAGAAUGGAAAGCUCACUUCAUCCCCUCUCUGCACUGUGCUGGAGGUGAACAGAAAGAGGAAUCUUACAUCCUUUCUGCAGAACUUGGAGAAAAGUGUAAAGACAUAGGCAAGAAGCUAUUAUACUUGGAAGAUCAACUUCACACAGCAAUCCACAGUCACGAUGAAGAUCUCAUUCAGUCUCUCAGGAGGGAGCUCCAGAUGGUGAAGGAAACUCUGCAGGCCAUGAUCCUGCAGCUCCAGCCAGCAAAGGAGGCGGGGGAAAGAGAAGCUGCAGCUUACUGCAUGACAGCUGGUGUCCACGAAGCACAAACCUGAGGAGUGACAGGAUGGGGGAGGGAGGUGGGCCACCAUGUUUGGACCCGGGGGGCUGCCCUCCCCUCCCCCUGCAUAACUAAGGUGCCUGAAUCAAUUACGGAGAUACAGAGCCUUGAGGUCUUUCAGUGGAAAGGUGGUUCGUGUUCAUUCUCAUGAGUCUGAAACUGAGGAGUCUGCAAAUUGGAAUAUGGAGAGAGAGACUGAUUUGCUGCAUUUCCUUCUAAAUGUCACUCAAAAAUUUCUUUUCUAUGUCAUUCUUGGGAAUGUCUUGCACAGGAUUUGAGAAUAGUUUCAUCUCAGCCCCCAUUAGAGAGAAGUUGGGGUGAAUUCCGGAAAAAUGUCUCUUUUUCCUGUGCCAUUUGCCUUCUGCUGCAACUAAAAUAUUUCCUGAUUCAAGAUUCUAUAAAAAGGAAACCAAGCAUAAGACUCUGUCAUCAUACCUGUUACACGUUCCUACAGGUGCACAAUCUAAGAGAGCUAAUUAACCUCAGAGUCUGGAGUUAACAGCUUUUCACCUUACUUCUCCUGUGAUCUAAUAUUAUCUUAGAAAAAUUAAUAUGCAAUUUCCAAAAGAUAUUUUGGUAAGACAACAGCCUCUCAGUGAUAUGCCACCUUUCAAUUUUCCUUUUGUGGCAAUGAUUGCAUCUGAAGAAAGGAUCCCUGAGAGUCUCUGUUUCAUCAGGACAUUCUGAAAUUUACCCACAGUGAGGCUGUGGAUGGAUCAGGGGACCUGUAUAAAAUGUUUGAGCCUGUUCCAUUUUCCCAUGGAACCUGUUUCACUCAAUGCCAGGCAGUGCAGCAUUUAGGAAAGCAGUGCAGUACUCAGUAAGGCAGUGCGGUACUCAGUAACACAAUACAGUACUCAGGCAGUGCAGUACUCAGGAAGUGCAGUACUCAGUAAGACAGUGCAGUGCUCAGUAAGGUAGUGCAGUACUCAGUAACAGUGUAGUACUCAGUAACACAGUGAAGUACUCAGUAAUACAGGACAGUAUUCAGUAAGGCAGUGAAGUACUCAGUAAUACAAUACAGUACUCAGUUAGGCAGUGCAGUACUCAGGAAUGCAGCACAGUACUCAGGCAGUGCAAUACUCAGUGUGGUACUCAGUAACACAGUGCAGUACUCAGUGCAGUACUCUGUAACACAGUGCAGUACUCAGUAAUACAGUACAGUACUCAGUAAGACAGUGCAGUACUCAGUAAGGCAGUGCAAUACUCAGUAACACAGUGCAGUACUCAGUAAUACAGUACAGUACUCAGUAAGGCAGUACGGUACUCAGUAAAGCAAUGCAAUGCUCAGUAACUGUGCAGUGCUCAAUAAGGCAAUGCAGCGCUCAGUAAGGCAGUGGAGUGCUCAGUAACACAGUGUAGUACUCAGAAGGACAGCACAGUACUCAGUAACACAGGGCAGCUAGUACUCAGUACUAUAAGUACUGAGUACUUAUAUAGGCAAUGUAGUACUCAGUAAAUCAGUGCAGUACUCAGUAAUGCAAGGGCAUUUCAGGCUCCUGCUGGGCUGCUUCUUUGGCCCAGCUGGGACUCCUAUUGAGACAGCUGCAAAACAGGCUGAUUUCAAUUAGGCAGCACUUCCCAAAGUGCACUGAGGAAGGUGGCCCCAAGAGAAGCUCUCUAAACAAAGGAGUACCCUCUCCGGUCAAGUACCUUUGGUAAAUACACCAUACCAUAAUAUCUGCUUGGAGAACCACAAUGCACAUUAGCAUAUUAGUCUGAGAAAGAACUUAUAGUAAGGAAACUCACUUGAUUUUAUCUAACCUCAAACUUUCCAAGUUUAAUGGAUCAUGAAUUUUUUUCAUGUAACUCCUAUUCAUAUCCCAUAGAUCUAGUAUUGUACAGCACUGCAUUCUCUGAGAAAGUCCCAGUCCAAACUCUGAUUUACAUCACUUUAGAAACCAUGCUCACACUUUUGCAGAGUGUUGAGCUUAAUAACCACCUGCCACAGAUUGGUAAAUUUAAUCCAGUGGUUGUUCUGUUUGUGCUUCUGUUCUCAUUUAUGUGUUUAGGGAUAGUGAAGUUCCUGCCUUCACUAGGAUCCACGGAUAUGAGACCAUUUUUGUCAUUUCCUGAAGUCACACUGGCGUUUCCAGAAGGCAUCUGGUGCUUUGCUCAGCCUUCCAUGCUGUGCAGCACUUCUGUCCUCAGUCAAGGAGAUGGCCGUGCUUAAGCCAGCAGUUGGCUGGGAUCCGGGAAACAAAGCAAAAGCACAAUAUGUGAAUGUGCUGAUUGUGUUCCCUAUGGCUUUAUCUCGAGCAAAAUACACUCUACAUAUUUUAAUAAUAAGUAUAAUUAGCUUGUUCCUGGACUUCAUUUUCAAUGAUGAACCAAAUUCCUGAAUUAUUUAUAAUUGUGUCUAAAGAAAAUUAUGAACUGGUCACAUGGCACUUGGAAUCCUUGAAUUAAUUCCAGUGAAGCAAAACUUGGGAAGAGUCAGGAUUGGCCACAUUGCCAAUAACAAAUUCCUACUUCGACAUAUGUCUUUUCAAAAAGCCUCCCAGACACAAGACAUCUUAACCGUCACUAGCCCAAGUGUUUUGUAUUACUCAGACACCAUCAUGAAAUAAUUCUGUGAGGUCAUGAUGUAUUUGAAAAUUCUGCAAGUUAAUAACUGCCUUGAAUUGUUUGAACCCCAAAUAAGGGUUCUUUGGUACCUCUAGUAGAUAGUGUGUUCAUUUCACUGCUGCAAAUUUUGAAGUAUUUAGGCAGGUGAGUAAUGUUUUAACUCAUCUGUUGUCUUUGCUUGGUCUUAGAGUGUCAUUCAGAAAGUCUUCUAAGGGCCAGAGUGCUUCUUCUGGCUACACAAACUUCUCAGGACAACCCCACUGUCUUAAGCCACUUUGACCCUGGGAGACACAGGACUGUGUAUCCUCAAUCAUACUAUACAGCAGUUUUUGUCAGGGGAACAUAAAAAUAUCCAAGAGAGGUUAGGACUUAGAUUUAAAAGCAUCAAAACAACAACAAUGGAAAUUUAUGUUGGAGAUAGCCAAGACCACAAGCAAAAGCACAUACUGGAAAUGAUGAGUUAGAAUCUGAUUUGACUGGGAUGUGGUGUGAGAAUAUAAGUGUGAUAUUAUACUGUCUGCCUUGCUGGAAUGCUGGCUUUCAAAUGGUCACCCAUUUUUCUUUCACUGGCCUGAGUUAGGACAUGCUGUCUAUCAGUAAUAGUCCCAGUUCCAUCCAACUUUCUGAAAUUUCAUUUUUUUUUUGAGAUGGAGUCUCGCUCUGUCACCCAAGUUGGAGUGCAGUGGCCCCACAAUCUCGGCUCACUGCAGCCUCCACCUCCCGUGUACAAGCUAUUCUACUGCCUCAGCCUCCCAAGUAGCUGGGAUUACAGGCAUUCGCCACCAGGCCCUGCUGAUUUUUGUAUUUUUAGUAGAGACAGGGUUUCACCAUGUUGGCCAGGAGGGUCUCAAACUCCUGACCUCAGGCGAUCCACCCCCACCUCGGCCUCCGAAAGUGCUGCGAUUAUAAGCGUGAGCCACUGCACCUGGCCAACUUUCUGAAAUUUCAAAACUGAAUUGAUCCUUCUCCAAGUUAGUAUAUAAUAUUGGAAACUUGUCUUUCCCUGCAGUAAGGCUUGUUUCCCCACCCCGGAAACAUGUAAGGGUUGGUACCAUGCUAAGCCCUUACCAUGCUAAGCCCUUUACAGUCAUAUCCUAUAAUCCCCAUAUCAACCUUAUAAGGAAGGUGUUUGUAGAUGAUGCAACUGAGCCUUAAGGGGACUAAUUCCCUUUUUCUAAGGCACAGAGCGGGUAAAAUGUGAAGUAAUAGUGAACCUAACAGUCAGAGACAGGCAGCAUGCUCUUAACUAGUGCUCUUCCCAAAGUUCCUUUAAUGUCCUUUUGAGAUUUUGAGCCAUGGAACUUAUUUGUUCACCUGGUUAAGAACUCAUGGCCACUGUGGAAAUCUUGGCUGGGGAGUCAAAGAAACUGAGCCUGGGGCAAACAAGGCUUCCCACACUGCCAGGGGAGCCUCACUGUGAAGUCUAGGCUCAGACAGGCUUCAACAAAUCUAUUCACCCCACCAUCAUCCUAACCUAACCAUUCCCCAGUCAUCCCAGGAACAACCACUCACAGCCUGACACUGGGCUGACUUUCUUGAAGAUCCUCAUCCAAUUGGUGUUUUUCAGAAGUGUUCCAGUAUUAUGAAUUCUGUGUUGUGGAGAAAAGCAACCAUGCAUUUAUUGGUCAAUGCCUUCUUGUAUAUGUAAUUCAAUACUUUUACUUUUAAUAUCCUCACCUUAUCUAAUCUUUGAAUUUUGUCAUAUAAUUUAUUGCUUCAUUAAGGUUACUUUUUGUUAUACAAAAUAAAAGCUG